UAGACCUUCAGCAAUCCUGAUUGACCGUUGCGUCCAUCUGCUAUACGCGGUAAAUGCUCGACCCGAGCUCCACACCCCCACGCCGGCUGCCGAUCGUGCGCUGCGAGGCUCCUCUUAUCAAGGAGAAAGUCCCCGCUAUGACGGUCGCGCGGGGAGUGGGGAGUGCGCGGAGAAGAGAAUGUGGUUCUGGAUGGAUUGAUUGAUUGGGGGAUCGAGGGUUUAGGGAAUCGAGUGAUUAUUCGUGAUUCUGAGCUUGGAUGUGGAUAAAGGUAGGAGUGGGCAGGCCGGGGAGGUACGUACAGUACAGUACAAGUACUUGCAUUGCAUUUCUCCAGGGUAGCUUGCUUGACAGCAAACGGUCCAUUGUCCGUGAGUCCAUUGUCCUGGGUAUUAAGAAGAAUCCAAUAUCAUGCAUAUGUAGCCCAUUACAGGCAGUACAACCCCAACGAGGCAUGGGAAUCUUCAUCACCGGGGUGCCUCAACUGAUAAGUACCCUGCUUACUCUAUUCACAGUGUAUCUAAGCCCACUCGGCGCUGAUGCCGCAUAUACCUGCCUGUCAUCCACCGUGGCUCUCAUUUCCUAUCUUGCGCAAGAAUCAAACCCCGAGAUGCUGGGCAGCCUUCAUGACUGGCGCCCGCGUUCUGAGCUGCAAGAGCUCAGGCUGUACAAUAGCCUUGUACAACAUAUCCACGACGUCCACUUUUAGCCGUCGUCCCGACCGGCCCUGCCAACCUGCCAAGUCAACGUGCCGCCAGAAUUGAAAGCAGGCGAACCCGAGAUGGGAGUUCCACUGCUGCUUCCAAGGAUCGAGAGUAGGUUUCAAGGAUGGCGAUAGCGGCCAAGUCUCAUCUCAUAUCUAAGAGAGCAAUUG
Molecule: messenger RNA, 872 nt
Organism: Amorphotheca resinae ATCC 22711
Lineage: Eukaryota; Fungi; Ascomycota; Leotiomycetes; Helotiales; Amorphothecaceae
Exons: 1
Coding region: 258-707 (149 amino acids)
Source: RefSeq, a predicted model, not a curated record